UCAUAAGGCUACAAUGGACAAACCUCCAUAUCUUCACCGUUCCCGUUUCCCCACCAGAACUAAACUCCUCGCUCUCUGGACUUUCAUUUUUCUCGCUCUCUUCCUCUUCCUCUUCCCUCGAUCCUCCUCCGAUCCCACCCGCCGCCUUCUCCAAGCGGGUCCCGUCUGGGAGAAUCGGAUCCGUCUAUCGGCCCGCUCCCAUUCCCAUUCUCGCCGAGUUUUGGUCACCGGUGCUGCCGGCUUCGUUGGCCUUCAUGUCUCACUGGCACUCAAGCGCCGCGGCGAUGGAGUCCUCGGCAUUGAUAAUUUCAAUUCCUAUUAUGAAUCUUCUCUCAAACGCUCACGCGCCGCCUUACUCGACCGUGCCGAAGUGUUUGUCGUCGAGGGUGACGUCAAUGAUGGUACUCUGCUGAAGAAGCUUUUCGAAUUGGUUAAAUUCACUCACGUAAUGCACCUCGCGGCUCAAGCGGGCGUUCGUUAUGCGAUGCAAAACCCCAGUUCGUAUGUGCAGAGUAAUAUUGCGGGAUUGGUGAGUGUUCUCGAGGUUUGUAAAUCGGCUAAUCCGCAGCCGGCCAUUGUUUGGGCGUCUUCUAGUUCGGUAUAUGGUCUCAAUUCUCAAGUGCCCUUUUCGGAGGAGGAUCGUACGGAUCAACCCGCGAGUUUAUAUGCUGCAACUAAGAAGGCUGGUGAGGAAAUUGCACAUACUUAUAAUCACAUUUAUGGGCUUUCGAUUACUGGAUUGAGAUUCUUUACAGUUUAUGGACCUUGGGGACGACCGGAUAUGGCGUAUUUCUUUUUCACUCAGGAUAUUCUUAAGGGGAAAACGAUUAAGGUUUUUGAAGGGGCGGAUCAGAAAUCUGUGGCUAGGGAUUUUACUUACAUUGAAGAUAUUGUGAAGGGUUGUUUGGGUGCGUUAGAUACGGCGGAGAAGAGCACUGGGAGCGGCGGAAAGAAGAGGAGGAAGGCUCAAUUGCGGGUGUUCAAUCUUGGGAAUACUUCUCCGGUGGCUGUGAAUGAACUUGUGAACAUUUUGGAGAAGUUGCUGGACAAGAAGGCUAGGAGAAUGGUGUUUCCAAUGCCGAGAAAUGGUGACGUUCCUUUCACUCAUGCUAAUAUCACUCUGGCACAGAAGGAGCUCGGUUACAAGCCCACCACCAAUUUGGAGACAGGUUUGAAGGAGUUUGUGAAUUGGUAUCGUCUUUAUUAUUCCAAAUCUGGUAUGAACAUUGUUUUGUAGGCUGAGUUAUUUUGAGAUUUGUUCUUCAGUUCUAACUAAAUUGUUGCUUUCUCACAUUUGUUCUUCAGUUGUAGAACAAUUGUGUAUUCAUUUGGUUUCUGGUUUGAGUUUUUGGGGAACAACAAUUUUCACUAGAAAAAACUUAGAAUUUUAACA
Molecule: messenger RNA, 1393 nt
Organism: Cucurbita pepo subsp. pepo (vegetable marrow)
Lineage: Eukaryota; Viridiplantae; Streptophyta; Magnoliopsida; Cucurbitales; Cucurbitaceae
Product: UDP-glucuronate 4-epimerase 2
Source: RefSeq, a predicted model, not a curated record